AUGUCGUCGAGUCAAAAAGGGCCGCCCUCCUCGCCAUGCACUCCUCCGUUGAGCGCAUCCAACCCAGUCAAUAGCAAUUUACUUAAUCGGUGGUUGACGCUUCUAGCGAUCAGAGUUCUUGAUCGUUUUCGACAUCGAGAAGGGAAUGUUCUCAUGGUGACGGAUGUAAUAUGCGUCAAAUAUGGUCGCCGCGUGCAUUUGUCUGAAGCAUCAACAAUGCAUUUCAUAUGGCAACAUACAUCUAUCCCAGUGCCAAAAGCCUUAUGUGCAUUCACUCAUUCUGGUCGUACUUACAUUGUGAUGGAAAGGAUUAAGGGAGACAUCAUUGGCAGUGGCUGGGUAAGACGAAGCGAAGAUUCAAAGGCAAAACUUCUUUCACAAUUAGCAAGACACAUCCACGAGAUGCGCAUGGGGGUGGCUUCGGUUGAUGGAGGACCGCUUUUUGACUGCCGUGUUCCUGGGCCUUCCUUGCGCUUCGGUCCCUUUGCUACAACCCAGGAUUUCCAUCGGCAUUUACGCAGGGGCAUGGAAUUUGAUCUAAGACUGGGCCCUGAAAUCCAGGAACUUAUCAAACAACAACAAAGCAAGACUUGGCCUUUGGUAUUUACACAUGGUGACCUUAGCAGUCUCAACAUCCUCGUUCGCCAAGAUGAUAUCGUUGGUAUCAUUGAUUGGGAAACCUCUGGUUGGUAUCCAUCAUAUUGGGAAUAUACUUCUGCCCACCAGGUCAACCCACAGAACUCUUUUUGGGUGCAUGAGAUUGACAAAUUCCUACAAGCAAUGCCUGAAGAACUGGCUAUGGAACGGAUCCGUCAAAAGCACUUUGGAGAUAUCUAA
This is a messenger RNA of Aspergillus novofumigatus IBT 16806, 837 nucleotides long. RefSeq names its product kinase-like protein. The coding region runs from base 1 to 837 and encodes 278 amino acids. The record is from RefSeq and is a predicted model, not a curated record. Lineage: Eukaryota; Fungi; Ascomycota; Eurotiomycetes; Eurotiales; Aspergillaceae. The transcript is spliced from 2 exons.